AUGUCUGAAAUGAAAAGUAAUACUAUGAUCAGUAAUAAUAAUAAUAAUAAUAUUGACAACAACAACAACAUUAAUAACAGUGAUGAAAAUAAUAAUAAUAACAAUAGCAGUAAUAAUAAUAAUAACAAUAACAUUCAAAAUGGAUUUAUGAUAACAAAUAGUAGUACUCAAAAUAGUAGUAAUAGUAGUAAUAACAAUAAAACAUCAACUUCACCAUUUCUAAUUGGAAAUAAUAAUAAUAAUAAUAAUAAUAAUGGAAUAUUAAAUUCAACGAUGAUACCAUUUUCAUCGACACAACUUAUUCAAGGAUCAUCUCCAGGUAGUGCUUUACCAUUGUUUAGUGAGAUAGGUAGUCCAAGUUCAACUUCAAUCUUAAAUAUACCUGUAAAUACAAAAUCAUUAAAUAAAGAUACAUCAGUUGGUGCUAGAAGAAGAAAACAUCAACAAAGUAAAUCACAGAGUUAUUCGAAUUUUUCAACUGACGGAACAACUCUGCCAGCUGAAACAGAUUCACACCGACGAGAAGGCGACCAAAGACACACUGGAGCGCGAGUUGGUCGAUAUCAAAGAUCGCUGGGUAACGCCGCAAGAGUACGAGAGUUGGAAGGAGCAGAUCGACGCGGUGACAACCGAGCUGGACAAGCGCGUCGAGCAACUCAACGAGUGGAGCGAACGACACGCGCAACAAGAGCUGCGAAUCGAAGCGAUGCAGGAACAAGUGAGGAAGGAGCGCGACUUGAAUGUUGUGCUGCGACAAGAGUCUGA
Messenger RNA from Heterostelium album PN500, 765 nucleotides. RefSeq lists its product as uncharacterized. The transcript has 3 exons. The record is from RefSeq and is a predicted model, not a curated record. Lineage: Eukaryota; Evosea; Eumycetozoa; Acytosteliales; Acytosteliaceae. Bases 1 to 765 code for a protein of 254 amino acids.